GUUCUAUAGGUGGGAGAAAGAAGAUUUGGUUAAGAGUGGAGUCAAGUCGAGUCGAGUCGAGUCCGAGGGAAGGAAGACACGAAGACGCAUAAAGCCGUAAAAUCCUUCCUAAGCUUCCUCCACACUCCUCUCUCUCCGUCUUCGUUUCGAUUCGUCUGCUUUUGUAGAUUUUGUGAAAGUGUUUCAGUUCAGGUUCAUUCCUUGUCACUGACCUAAUGACGUCGCAUCUCUCUCAUCACUCCCGUUUUCUCUGGAGAAAUCUAUGUUUGCCCAGGAGAAUUGAAAAUCUAUGCAAUAGGAAGAGGAACUACUCUCUCAUCUCUCCUUCUCUUUCACUCACCACCAAGUGUUUUUGCAGUUCCACAUGUAAUUUGGACGCCACGGUUUCUCAAUUCUCCAAAAUUCAACAUCUUGCGCCUGCGUCGUCGUCGAUAAACUCAGCAGAAAUUAGCGCUGCUUCUUCGAAUGGUAGAGUGAUGCUUAUCGAUGGGACAUCCAUUAUUUACAGGGCUUACUAUAAGCUCUUAGCAAGGUUGAAUCAUGGUCAUCUAACUCACGCUGAUGGAAACGCCGACUGGGUUUUGACUAUUUUCUCUGCUCUUUCUCUUAUCAUUGAUGUUUUGAAGUUUCUCCCAUCCCAUGUGGCGGUGGUGUUCGACCAUGAUGGCAUGAACUUCCGUCAUACUCUCUACCCUGCUUAUAAAAGUAAUCGUCCUCCCACACCUGAUACCAUAGUACAAGGACUUCAAUAUCUCAAAGCGUCCAUCAAGGCAAUGUCUGUAAAGGUUAUAGAGGUGCCAGGUGUAGAAGCUGAUGAUGUUAUAGGAACACUGGCUAUGCGAAGCAUUGGUGCCGGUUAUAAAGUUCGAGUUGUCUCUCCUGACAAAGACUUCUUUCAGAUUCUUUCUCCGUCACUGCGUCUUCUUCGAAUAGCACCACGCGGAUCAGAGAUGGUUUCUUUUGGAGUAGAAGAGUUUGCUAAAAAGUUUGGAAAUUUGAAGCCAGCCCAGUUUGUUGAUAUCAUAGCCCUUGCUGGAGACAAGUCUGAUAACAUUCCAGGAAUUGAUGGAAUAGGGAACGUGCAUGCAGUGGAACUGUUAUCUAGAUUUGGCACGUUGGAGAAUCUGCUGCAGUCUAUCGAUGAGAUAAAGGAAGGAAAAUUAAAAGAGAGCAUAAUAGCUAACGCGGAUCAAGCCAUGCUAAGCAAGAAGUUGGCACUGUUACGGACUGAUCUCCCCGAUUACAUAGUACCAUUUGAAACGACAGAUCUUGUUUUUAAGAAACCAGAGGACAAUGGGGAGAAAUGGAGGAGCUUAUUGGUGGCGAUAGGGGCAUACGCAGAAGGAUUUUCAGCUGAUCCAGUCAUGAGAAAAACUUUACAGUUGUGGGAGAGCCUUGACGCAUCUAAGUGUUGAAUCAUGAUAAUGAUACUAUGCAUCUUUUGUUGGAUGGGGGGUACAUAGAAUAUAAGAAAGCUCAAGGGUAGAGAGGGUUCUCGGGCAAAGGGUAGACACUUGUUGAACAAUCCCUUUGUAAGGCAGUCAUGCUUUUAUUGAAAACUAGCGAGAGAAUAGUUGAAGUUGA
Raphanus sativus (radish) is the source of this 1584-nucleotide messenger RNA. RefSeq lists its product as uncharacterized. The record is from RefSeq and is a predicted model, not a curated record. NCBI's taxonomy places the organism in Eukaryota, Viridiplantae, Streptophyta, Magnoliopsida, Brassicales, Brassicaceae. Gene Ontology annotation, biological process: DNA replication, Okazaki fragment processing. Gene Ontology annotation, molecular function: DNA binding; 5'-flap endonuclease activity. The transcript is spliced from 14 exons. The coding region runs from base 216 to 1415 and encodes 399 amino acids.